AUGGUUUCGACUUCAACACGACCAACUCGCCCACGUCGCUUCGCGGUGAUUGGAGCUGGAGGUGCAGCAGGGCUCGCCUCACUCAAAGUACUAUUUGAUGAGCUUCGCGACUAUGUUCGAGCUGGGGAAGUCGAGGUAGUGGGGUUUGAACAGCGUGAAGAUGUCGGAGGCGUCUGGCUUUCCGAGCCACGUCCAGAUCCCUCGAAAAAGAAAUGGCCCGAGACACCCGUGUACGAUUCGUUAACUACCACUGUUCCACAUCCAAUCAUGUUUUUCCCUUCGCACUUAGCGCCGCCAUCGACUCCCCUUUUUACAGGCUCUCAGACGGUCAACGAUUAUAUGCGGAGCUAUGUCGACAAGUUCGAACUGAGAAAGUACAUUCAGUUUAAUGCACAGGUGACCUCGGCGACUUGGAAUAGUUCAACCCAUCAAUGGAAGGUCGUCACCAAGCCACAUGAAGGACCAGGAGCUGAAAGCGUCUCUUAUUUUGACCAUCUGCUAGUAGCCAAUGGACACUACCGACACCCCUUCGUUCCAAAUAUUGAUGGGUUCGGAGAAUGGGCUUCAUCAAACGACCGAAGCUAUAUCCAUUCGAUAUGGUACCGUACACCUGACCCAUACCGCAACCGCGACGUCCUGGUUAUCGGAGGGAGUAGCUCGGGAGUCGAUUGUAGCGACAAAAUCUCCCUUGUGGCGAGGAAGACAGUCCAUUCGGUCAGGUCACUCGGGGACCAGGACUUUGAGCACAUCAUCCAGAGAGGCGCUAUAUCCCACUUUACAUCCGACGGCUUCGUUCAUUUCAAGAACGGGAAGAGAGAAUACGUAGACCGAGUUAUUUUUGCAACCGGGUACCAAUACGACUGCUCGUUCUUGACGCAACUACCGGUCGAGGAACCACAGUACACCUCUGGCCACUUGUACAACUCGGGAUUCCAUAUAUUCCCGCUUGCACUACAUACAUUCCCCCUUCGAGCAGCGUUUCCUCCGAACUCUCUUGCAUUCAUCGGGUUGCCCAUUGGGAUCACCGUGUUCAGUCUGGUCGAGGUUCAAGCUACGCUCGCAGUCCGCCAAAUGACGGGUGGAGUCUCAUUAGACUUUGAUUACGAGUUAUCACGAGCUCUGCAAUGGAACGACGAGCUGCAGAAGACUCAACCCUCGGCAUUGGAGGUGGCAAGAGCAUGGCAUAAGUUUCGAGGCCACAUGUCAUAUGACUUCCUUGAUUUACUAUGGCAGAAGGCGAACGAUGGUAGGCGUAUCCCCAAGUGGAAGAGAGAUUUGGUGCACCAUGUAUACGCCAUGCACACAGAGUGGAAAGAGCUAGAGAGGUUAGGGUUAGCCGCAAGGUGGGCGCAUGGGGUAGGAAAGGGAGGAAUUCAGGAUUGGAUUGAUCUGAUGUGGCGAGUCAUACAUCGAGCGGAAGAUAAGCAGCGGAGGCACAUGAACCUUUUGACUUAA
Messenger RNA from Rhizoctonia solani, 1455 nucleotides. Its product is annotated as flavin-containing monooxygenase/FMO family protein. The record is from RefSeq and is a predicted model, not a curated record. The transcript is spliced from 2 exons. Gene Ontology annotation, molecular function: N,N-dimethylaniline monooxygenase activity; flavin adenine dinucleotide binding; NADP binding. Lineage: Eukaryota; Fungi; Basidiomycota; Agaricomycetes; Cantharellales; Ceratobasidiaceae. Bases 1 to 1455 code for a protein of 484 amino acids.